GAUCGGAUGCCCGCACUGAAAGGAAUCAAGUUCGUUCGGCAUAGCGCAAAAGUCCAAAAUUUGCAAAAAUCGAUCAGUUUAAAAAUUGACUUUUUGCUUGUAGGUUGGUGGAUUUUUAUCCUCGUUCAUUUAUUCUGUGAUAUAAUAGUUUUACAAAUUUAAAAACCUACUACAACAUGGGUGUACCAGCUGGUGAUGUAGAAAAAGGCAAGAAAAUCUUCGUACAGAGAUGUGCACAAUGUCAUACAGUGGAAGCCGGUGGCAAACACAAAACUGGACCUAAUCUUCAUGGCAUUUUUGGAAGAAAAACUGGACAAGCCGCAGGAUUUUCCUACACGGAUGCCAACAAAGCUAAAGGUAUUACAUGGAGCAAGGACACCUUAUUUGAAUACCUAGAAAAUCCCAAGAAAUACAUCCCCGGAACAAAAAUGGUGUUCGCAGGCCUUAAAAAACCCAAUGAACGUGGAGAUCUCAUCGCGUAUCUAGAAUCUGCAACUAAGUAAAUGAUUGUUACCACAUAACAUUUAAAGGAAAAUUUCAAUACAAUGAAAAAAUAGUAAAAUUGUCUAGAAUUCCGAUUUGUGUUUCUAAGUAUUCGUGUUAUUUAUAAUUAAUUUCCUUUGUGGAUUUUAUGAAUCACUCUCUAAAAUAUAGAAAUUAGUUUUAGUAAUAUUUAUUUCUGCAUGAUUUGUUAACACAAAUCGUGAAUUCAGACACUAAACAAUCUCCAAAAAGUACAGAAAAUGUACAGUUUGCAAUAGCUUUCUGAUAUAGUUUUAUUAUAUCUCGUAAUACAAAUGGUACAUUUUUCAUUGUCUUGUAUUGUUGUUUUCCAUGGGAUGACACAGAUAGUAGUAUUUCAGUGCAAACGACGGACAGUUUUUAUCACUUGUUACGUUGCAUUGACUGUACAAAAUAGCCAAUUUAUAUUUAUGUAUGAAAAUUUUAAAUUAUUCUGUUUUAAUUUAAGAAAAUCUGUACAAUAUGCAUUGUGUUAAGUCCUAAAAAAUAAAUUAUUUAUGUUCUAA
Messenger RNA from Sitophilus oryzae (rice weevil), 1028 nucleotides. Its product is annotated as cytochrome c. The coding region runs from base 177 to 503 and encodes 108 amino acids. Gene Ontology annotation, biological process: mitochondrial electron transport, ubiquinol to cytochrome c; mitochondrial electron transport, cytochrome c to oxygen. Gene Ontology annotation, molecular function: heme binding; electron transfer activity. The transcript has 3 exons. Lineage: Eukaryota; Metazoa; Arthropoda; Insecta; Coleoptera; Curculionidae. The record is from RefSeq and is a predicted model, not a curated record. Gene Ontology annotation, cellular component: mitochondrial intermembrane space.